AUGCCCGCCCCAACUGCUCUACGUCAACCAGUGGAGGAUGCUGUUCCUCAGCAGCUCGAUACAUCUAUGGACCAGGAUGAUGAGGUUUUGAUUGAUGCUCAAGGGUCUGUCCAGCCAGAUAUUGCCAAUCCUGUCACAGAAGCCACGGACGACGCCGAGAUGCGCGUGGACGAGGAAGGCCGCCCGGUCUUUACACCCGCAAAGGUGACAAGCAAUGCUUUGCGCAUCGAGAGCCGCAAGGUGCCUGUUCCUCCCCACCGCAUGACACCUCUCAAGGCCAACUGGGCCAAAAUCUGCCCUCCUAUCGUUGAGCACCUCAAACUGCAGGUGCGCAUGAACAUCAAGAGUCGCGCAGUCGAGUUGCGGACAUCAAAGUUCACCACCGACACUGGUGCCCUGCAGAAGGGCGCUGAUUUUGUCAAAGCUUUCACGCUUGGCUUUGACAUUGACGAUGCUAUCGCCCUUCUCCGAUUGGAUGACCUAUAUAUCGAAACUUUCGAGAUCAAGGAUGUGAAGACGCUCAAUGGGGAGCAUCUUGGUCGUGCUAUUGGCCGUAUUGCUGGCAAGGACGGAAAGACCAAGUUCGCUAUUGAGAACGCCAGUCGGACUCGUGUUGUGCUGGCCGACCAGAAGAUUCAUAUUCUGGGCGGUUUCAAGAACAUUCACAUCGCACGAGAGGCUAUUGUCAGCCUUAUCCUUGGUAGCCCUCCCGUAAGUGGUGCCUCUCCAACGAUAUUUGGCCUGUUCCAGCACACCUUUACUGACUACGCACAGGGCAAGGUUUACGGCAACCUUCGAACAGUCGCCUCUCGAAUGAAGGAGCGAUUCUGA
This is a messenger RNA of Penicillium oxalicum, 831 nucleotides long. Its product is annotated as pre-rRNA-processing protein PNO1. Gene Ontology annotation, molecular function: RNA binding. Bases 1 to 831 code for a protein of 276 amino acids. The transcript is spliced from 2 exons. Gene Ontology annotation, cellular component: nucleolus. NCBI's taxonomy places the organism in Eukaryota, Fungi, Ascomycota, Eurotiomycetes, Eurotiales, Aspergillaceae. The record is from RefSeq and is a predicted model, not a curated record.